This is a messenger RNA of Scaptodrosophila lebanonensis, 6240 nucleotides long. RefSeq names its product phospholipid-transporting ATPase ID (gene ATP8B). The transcript has 20 exons. Gene Ontology annotation, molecular function: ATP binding; ATP hydrolysis activity; magnesium ion binding. Lineage: Eukaryota; Metazoa; Arthropoda; Insecta; Diptera; Drosophilidae. The record is from RefSeq and is a predicted model, not a curated record. Bases 290 to 5062 code for a protein of 1590 amino acids. Gene Ontology annotation, cellular component: plasma membrane. Gene Ontology annotation, biological process: phospholipid translocation; Golgi organization.
GUCUCGCACGACCAUGGCCGCCAUCAUAUUGUGGAUAUUGAUAGACAGAUCCCCCCAGUAACCAAACGACUCACCUAGGCGGUGUUUUGCUGCUUUUUAACUGUUGCUCGAUGAUAGACAUUCAAGAAACAUAACUGUGCCUAAACAUGCUGUGCAACGCGGUGCCCUCGCACCGUCGGUCGUCGAACUGCCGGCAGUAUUUGUGAUUUGUUUGUGUGGAAAAGUUUUAGUUUAAAACGAAAAACGAUAAGUUUGGUGCGGGUUGCGAAAAAAAUGAAAAGAAGCGGUCAUGCCUGAUGGCAAGGAUUGCAGCGAGGGGUCCACACAGUUACACCAUCGACCGGACACGUUGGAGCUGAUUGUGCUAGGCGGGCACAAAAGACUUAGCAAUGAAGAGGAAGACAUGCCACAGGAUGAGUUACGAGUACCAGAGUCUGCGAAAAAUCAUGAUGAAUCCGUACCUAGUUCUGGGCCCAAAAUGGCCGCAACAUUCGAGGCAGAAACUGAAACUAUAACUGCUUCGAUACCACAGCCAAAAGCCUCUACCCACACGCGUUGGUUCCAUUUUGGACGAAAGUCCCGCAGACAGAGGCGGUCGCUCCAAAGCAAUAGCGAUGACGAGUGCGAGGAGGGACGGCAUCGACGCCAGCUGCAGUCUCCCAGCAAUAACGAGGCCCGUUUAGCGCAACCAGAGGCCACCAACAUAGGCAACUCCUCUCAGACUAUAGCUACUCCGCUGCCCAUAACCCCCGAAUACGCCGAGAACACUGAUAGUCCCUACAGACUGACCACUCACCAGCAGCCCCCAUGCAGUCUGAGGAAGUAUAAGCCGCCCCCUCAGCUAUCAGUGCCUGCGGACAGAGAUACCCCUGUCGGGGGCGCUGGCGGACUUAAGUCCGUAUUGCGAAAGCUGGCCUUUUGGCGACACCAGAAGCAGGGAAAACGUCGCCAACGCAGAAGGCGGAGUGGCACUGAGAGCAACUCGAGUGGAGAGCCCACACUGUUGCCCCACCAGACUAGCCGCAGCGUCACCAGCGACUUUGAGCCCCUUUCGGGGUCAUCUUCGGCGCGCAACCUGAGGCGUUUGUCACAAUUGCGAUGUCGUCGCAGCUCCUAUUAUUUUUCAGACAAUGAACGCAGAAUUCGGGCCAAUGACAAAGAGUUCAAUACUCAGUUUAAAUAUCACAACAACUACAUCAAGACCUCUAAAUACUCGCUGUUAACAUUUCUGCCCUUCAACUUGCUGGAGCAGUUUCAACGUUUGGCCAACUUCUAUUUCCUGUGUCUGCUGGUCCUGCAACUUAUUCCGGCCAUAUCCUCAUUGACGCCGGUGACGACAGCUAUACCUUUGAUUGGGGUGCUUACGUUGACCGCCGUGAAGGACGCUUACGAUGAUAUACAACGACAUAUUUCGGACUCGCAGGUGAACAAUCGGAAGUCGAAGACGUUGCGGAAUGGCAAGCUCAUCGAUGCCAAGUGGUCGGAGGUGCAGGUGGGGGAUGUUAUACGUCUGGAUAAUAAUCAGUUUGUGGCGGCCGACAUCCUCUUGCUGACCACCUCCGAGCCAAAUGGGUUGUGCUUCAUUGAGACGGCGGAGCUGGAUGGGGAGACGAAUCUGAAGGCCAAGCAGUGCUUGCCAGAGACUACGGAAUUGGGCCAACAACAUGACGCUCUGUGGGCCUUCAAUGGUGAAAUAAUUUGCGAGCGACCCAACAAUUUGCUCAACAAAUUCGAGGGUACGCUCAUCUGGAAGAAUCAACGGUUCGCCCUCGACAACGAAAAGAUUUUGCUGCGUGGCUGUGUGCUCCGGAACACACAAUGGUGCUAUGGUGUCGUGAUCUUUGCCGGUGUGGACACCAAACUCAUGCAGAACUCGGGCAAGACGCAGUUCAAGAGCACGGGCGUCGACCGCCUCCUCAACUUUAUUAUCAUUGGUAUCGUUCUGUUUCUGGUGUCGAUUUGCGCCUUCUUCGCGAUAGCGUGCGCCAUCUGGGAGGGCCUGAUUGGUCAGUAUUUUCAAGUGUAUCUGCCAUGGGAGAACAUCAUACCGAAGGAUCUGGUGGCUUCCGGUGCCACUGUCAUUGGUCUGCUCGUAUUCUUCUCCUACGCCAUAGUUUUAAAUACUGUUGUGCCAAUUUCCCUCUACGUUUCAGUAGAGGUAAUACGCUUCGUCCAGUCAUUCCUUAUCAACUGGGAUGAGGAAAUGUACUAUGAACGAACGAAUACAUAUGCCAAAGCUCGCACCACCACCCUCAACGAGGAACUCGGCCAGAUACAGUAUAUAUUUUCGGACAAGACUGGCACCCUCACCCAGAACAUCAUGACUUUCAACAAGUGCAGUAUUAAUGGGCGUACCUAUGGUGAUGUCAUUGAUUUGCGCACCGGCGAACUAAUCGAAAUAACCGAGGCACUCGAGUCGGUGGAUUUCUCGGCCAAUCCGCACCACGAGGCCGAAUUUCGUUGGUACGAUCGUACGCUGCUCGAUGCCGUGCGCUCGGAUGAGGAGCACGCGCACAACUUCUUUCGCCUCCUGGCGCUCUGCCACACGGUUAUGGCCGAGAUGGUGGACGGUAGUCUGGAGUAUCAGGCACAAAGUCCCGACGAGGCUGCUCUCGUCUCGGCGGCUCGCAACUUCGGCUUUGUGUUUCGUGCCCGCACUCCAAACAGUAUUACCAUCGAGGUGAUGGGUACCCUAGAGGAGUACGAGCUGCUGAAUAUCCUGGAUUUCAACAAUGUGCGAAAACGCAUGUCCGUCAUCCUGCGCCGUGGGAAUACGGUGGUGCUCUAUUGUAAGGGUGCCGACAACGUCAUCUACGAUCGCCUGCAUGGUGGACAAGAGGAUAUGAAGGCGCGCACGCAGGACCAUUUGAAUAGAUUCGCUGGCGAGGGUCUGCGUACAUUGGUGCUCGCCGAGCGACGAUUGACUGAACAGUUCUAUAAUGAAUGGAGGGCGCGGCAACAGGAAGCGGCGCUGUCCAUGGAGUUGCGGGAACAGAAGCUGAAUGCCGUUUAUGAGGAAAUCGAGAGCAACAUGGAACUGGUUGGGGUAACAGCCAUCGAGGACAAGCUACAGGACGGCGUACCCAAAUCCAUAUCCAACCUGCAGAAUGCGGGAAUCAAGAUUUGGGUGCUGACCGGUGACAAACAGGAGACGGCCAUCAAUAUUGGCUACUCCUGCCAGCUGCUGACCGAUGAGUUGGCCGAUGUCUUCAUCGCAGACGGCAGCUCGAUGGAGGAGGUGGAGAAGCAGCUUCGGCAAUUUAAGGAGUCAAUCAAAAUAUUCAAUCGCUUUCGUCCCGGUGGUGUGGGUGGUGCUACUGGUGGCAGCGAGGCGUUUAAUCAUCUGAGCAGUGCCAAUAACUUGGAUCCCUUGAGCGUUACGAUGACGCAGACGUCCGCAUUUAUGCAGGAUUCGAAUAGUGCGCCCAUAUCGCCACCGCCGCCAGCUAUAUCGGUGGUUACCUUUAGGUGGGAUGCCAAAAUUAAGGAUAAUAAGGGCGGACCGGACAGUGCCGAAUGCAACGAAAUUUUCACCGAUAGCGAGAAAAGCGCAAACACCCGAACCAUGUCCCUAGCGCUGGAUGAGACCAACGGAUUCGCUUUGGUCGUCAAUGGGCACUCGCUGGUCUAUUGCUUGUCACCCGAACUGGAGACAAGAUUCCUCGAAAUCGCCUCCCAGUGUAAGGCCGUAAUUUGUUGCCGCGUUACGCCCCUUCAGAAGGCGCUGGUCGUUGAACUGAUCAAGCGUGCCAAAAACGCCGUCACUCUGGCCAUAGGCGACGGUGCCAACGAUGUCUCCAUGAUCAAGGCGGCCCAUAUUGGAGUGGGAAUCUCUGGCCAGGAGGGCCUACAGGCGGUACUGUCCAGUGAUUACGCGAUCGCCCAGUUUCGAUAUCUGGAACGUCUGUUGCUGGUGCACGGUCGCUGGUCCUACUAUCGCAUGUGCAAAUUUUUGCGCUACUUUUUCUAUAAGAACUUUGCAUUUACGCUCUGCCAUUGUUGGUACUCAUUGUUUUGCGGCUUUAGCGCACAGACUGUGUUCGAUCCCAUGUUUAUAUCUGUGUACAAUCUAUUCUACACAUCGUUGCCGGUGCUGGCGCUGGGCGUAUUCGAGCAGGAUGUAUCGGAUAAGGACAGUGUCGAAUAUCCGCGACUUUACACACCGGGUCUGAAGAGCGAACUCUUCAACAUUCGCGAAUUUAUCUACAGCGUGCUGCACGGCGCCUUUACGUCCCUGAUACUGUUCCUUAUACCUUAUGGAACCUACAAGGAUGGCGUCUCCUCCAAUGGCUUCAUAGUUAGCGAUCACAUGACGCUGGGCGCUGUCGUGGCCACUAUACUGAUCAUCGACAAUACAGCACAGAUCGCUCUAUACACCAGCUAUUGGACUGUUGUGAACCACGUAACCAUUUGGGGCAGUCUGAUUUGGUAUUUCGUGCUCGACUAUUUCUAUAAUUAUGUUAUAGGCGGGCCCUAUGUGGGUUCCUUGACCCAAGCCAUCGAAGAUCUGACCUUCUGGGUGACCCUCUUGAUCACAGUUGUGGUGCUAAUGGCGCCCGUAUUGGCCUACAAGUUCUACUUACUCGACGUAUAUCCCAGCUUGUCGGAUAAGCUUUUACAGAUACGACAGAAGUCCAUUAAAACGCACUCGCGCGCCUCCAGCGAUGUGCGACGAACGCCUUCGGCGCGACGUGCCCGCCGGUCGGUUCGUUCGGGCUAUGCAUUCGCACAUCAGGAGGGCUUUGGCCGUCUGAUCACUUCUGGCAAGAUAAUGCACAAAAUGCCACAGGAUUUUGCUUUUCCGCUCGGACUGGGCACCAAAAAAACUCAAAUGCUGCACAAUAGUCUUAGUUCACAGCCCCCGGAGGACAAUCAGGGCAAGGUACACGCUUACAACAACAACAACACCAAUGCCCGUUACAAUCAUAACCAUUCGUCCAUGGCGGACAUAACGGCUGUUCGAGAUGGCAGCGGCAGCGAUAACGCUACGGGCAAUAGUGAUGGCACAAAUGACAUAAGUCCGCGUGCUCCCUACCAGGACCUGGACACAAUCAAUCUCUAGAGAUGACCAAUCGUUACAAUUCAACCACAAACAAACAAACCAGAAGUAAUCGUAACCGUAAGCGUAACCGUAACAUUUUAAAACACCAAAAAUUGGAAUUGUGGUGCAAUAGUUGCUAACAAGAAGCAAAAACAAUUGAAAACCCAAACCGAAUUAGGUUUAGUAUGCCUACCUAUAGUGCAUAAGUAUCCUACACAUAUAGUAUACUAGCAUAUAUUUAGAUAUAGGUAUGAAUGGUUUGUGUGUAUGUGGGAGUGAAUGACUGUGUGUCUGUGAAUUAAGUUGCCCCAUAAUAUGAUGAACGUUUUCUCUUAAACUCUACCCGUAACAGUCCCUAACAGUCCUUUCUACCUUCUCGUUGUUGGCUUAAGAUAUUUUUGGAUAAUUUUGGAUGUUGUUCGACUUUUAAUUUCCAUUGGUUUCCACAUUGUAUAUCCAGCAAGGCUCCAAUUCUAUACUAAAAAGCUUAAAUGUCAAAUGUAGGUAAUACGUAUGAUACGUCUGUCUGUUCGGUUGUCUGCUCUCCUGUUCGAAUGUAUGAACUUCGAGAACUCUUCAAUUUUAACAGCUAGCGACACCAAACUUGCAAGUUUAUUGCACACCAUUAUUUUAUAUAGAUGCUACAGGACUGAUCGCUGGAAAAUCAAUCUUCGUAAGAUAACCUAUGAAGAUGUCCAAGGUAGUCCUUAUAGAUUUUGUAGAGUACCACACAAUAUUCUAAAUUUUCAUCCACAUCGAUGGACUACACGAUACAGCUAUAAUAGGAAAGAACAGAGCUGAAACAAAGCAUAAUAUAGAACUUUUUUUUAUUUAUAAAAAUAUCUGAGGCAAAUUCCAUCUAAAGAUCAGGGCUGGUUGGUACAAUAAAAUUUAUUUCAGUUAAGUUAUAAGUUAGAGUGGGGCUGGAAGCACUUGAACGACCUACUCGAUUAAUAAAUACGUUUCUAGUUAAAAGUACCUAAUUUUUCUUGUUGGCGUCAAAUAUUUUCGAUAGCACCUACAACAAAAUACAGGCUCUUUUUUCACUCCGCAUUUUUAAGUUCCGUCAGCAAAUCUAUUUAAUUUAUUCAAUAUUUACUUUGAAGAUAGUGAAAACAAAUAAUUAGAAAAUAUAAUUGGUGUUAUUUUUUUCACUCCAAUAUUGUUUUAGUUCCUUCACCAAGUUGAUUUUGUUCCAU